CAUGGAACUUGCUCUCCUGGCAUCUAGUCGGAAGAGAGAACCAGCAUGAACGCUCUGAAGGCUGUCGUGUUCCUCGGCCUCUUGGCCACCUCCUUCGCUGGCCAGGUCGGCUAUGGCCACGGCUAUGGCGGCCUCGGCUAUGGCGGCCUCGGCUACGGCGGCCUCGGCUACGGCUACGGUGGCCUCUCCUACGGCACUGGCGUCGGCCACGUGCUCGGUGGAGGUCUCGCCCUCGGCCACGCCGUCCACCACGCCCCGGCUGUGGCCACUUACUCCGCUCCAGCCGUAACCGCCGUCCACCAUGCUCCGGCAGUCUCCUACGCUGCCCGCCCCGCCGUUGCCGUCGCCCGUUACGCCGCCGCUCCGGCUGUCAGCUACGCCGCCGCCCCGGCUGUCAGCUACGCCUCGUACGCCGCUCCCGCCGUAACCGCCGUCCACCAUGCUCCGGCAGUGUCCUACGCUGCCGCCCCUGUGGCCGUUGCCCGCCCCGCCGUUUCAGUCGCCCGCUACGCCGCCGCCCCGGCUGUCAGCUACGCCUCGUACGCCGCUCCCGCCGUAGCCGCCGUCCACCACGCUCCGGCCGUCUCCUACGCCGCUCCCGCUGUUGCCGUGGCCCGCCCCGCCGUUACCGUCGCUCGCCAAUCCUACACCGUCGCUUCUGCCCCGGCUGUUAGCUACGCCUCGUACGCUGCUCCCGCUGUAACCGCCGUCCACCAUGCUCCGGCCGUCUCCUACGCCGCCGCCGCCCCUGUGGCCGUUGCACGCCCCGCUGUCAGCUACGCCUCCUACGCCGCUCCCGCGUAUGCCGUCGCUCGUCCCGCUGUGGCUGCCGUCCACGCUGCCCCAGCCGUGACCGCCGUCCACCACGCUCCGGCCGUCUCCUACGCCACCGCUCCCGCCGUGACUGCUGUGCACGCUGCCCCAGCCGCUGUCGGCUACGGCAGCACCUUCGGCCACGUCCUCGGCGGUGGUCUCGCCCUCGGCCACGCUGUCGCUGCCCCGGCUGCCGUCUCCACCACCGUUCACCACGCCGGUCCGGCUUUUGCCACCGCCCCAGUUGCCACCUAUGGUGUUGGCUACGGCCACGGUCUGGGCUACGGUCUCGGAUACCACGGCCUCGGCUAUGGUCUCAGCCCCGGCUACGCCCUUGGUGGCUACAACUACGGCCUCGGCGGCUACAGCUACGCCCUCCACAAGAAGAAGUAAACGCUGAGAGCAAGGAGAUAGACGACACCGCUAGGAAGGAUCGCGUCAGGACCGGCUGGCAAGACCUGCACUUCAGACUAUUUAUGCUGGUUCUCCGUGUUCCGAUAAUAAAAGGUUGUCAGAAUGAAAACAA
This is a messenger RNA of Dermacentor andersoni, 1339 nucleotides long. RefSeq lists its product as uncharacterized. NCBI's taxonomy places the organism in Eukaryota, Metazoa, Arthropoda, Arachnida, Ixodida, Ixodidae. The record is from RefSeq and is a predicted model, not a curated record.